Molecule: messenger RNA, 2385 nt
Organism: Paramisgurnus dabryanus
Lineage: Eukaryota; Metazoa; Chordata; Actinopteri; Cypriniformes; Cobitidae
Source: RefSeq, a predicted model, not a curated record
CUUCGGCUCACCCUGCUAGCACUGCAGAAUCCUCAGCACGCGCUUGUGCUCGCUACUGUGACUAGAAGAUGGGACAGACGGCGCUCACAGGCUCGGUCACAUGCAUUUAAUUAACAUCCGGGGAGAAUCCUGUUUAUGGGCAGCAUGGAAGAACCCGUAGAGGAGUACGAGUCUCCGUUUAACUUCGAGCAGGGUGUAAACACCAGCUACCUCUACCUGUCACCCAAAGAAAAUUUCACUCCUCCCGGUUCACCCGUAACAUCGGUCAAAGAUACUAAGAGGCAAGACUUUAUCCCAGAAGUGGGUGAAGAUGCGGUGAACACAGUGGAACCGACAGCAUCCAGCACAGCCCUGAGUGAAGAAGAGCAGGCUGAACUCCGCAGUGAACUCGCUAAGGUGGAAGAUGAGAUCCAGACUCUUUCUCAGGUGUUGGAGGCCAAGGAGAAGCAGGUGGCAGAGCUCAAGCGGAAGCUGGGCAUCAAUCCACUCAAUGAGCUCAAACAGAAUCUGAGCAAGAGCUGGCAUGAAGUCACCACCUCCACUGCGUAUAAGAAGACUUCAGAAACCCUCUCUCAAGUGGGUCAAAAGGCGACGACAGCGUUUUCCAGCGUGGGCUCAGCCAUCACCAGAAAGCUGGAGGACGUUAGAUUACAGUCAUUUUCUAAUUCAUUUGGUAUUCGCUCCAUACAGCAUUCUGCUAGCAUGCCGGUGAUGAGGAACAUGCCCACUUUCAAGUCAUUUGAGGAAAAAGUGGAAACUUUAAAGACCAAGAUAAGCCCCACACCUUCAACAGGAGACAUUGAAGAGGUUUCAAACUCAACCCUUGAGGAAGAGCCUGUGGUAAAACAACCAGAGGCAACAAUAAGCCCAGAUCAGCAACUUCACUAAAGACCCACAUCUGACGCUCCUCACCCCGCCCAUCUGAACCCAGCCAACAUCUCUUCUCUCUCUUUAUCUCCUGUUCACCACCACUCCACAGCCACACAACUGUAUUAACUGAUAACUAGGAGACGAUUUAUUGAAUUUACAGUAAAUGUAGAACUUGAGAUUGAUGUCUCGUGCAUUCUGCAGGUGCAUGUGGAUCUAAAUAUUUCAAAGCUGCUCUUCAACACACCACACGUUUGUGUGGCGAUCCCAAGCAUUUGUACAGCCCGUCUAUUUGUUUAUCUGCUGGAGUCUGAGGCGUCUUCAGACUGAACAUGGUAGUCAUGCACUGGAACAGAUCUGUGUGUUUGUGGGAUGUGUGUACGCUCGCUUAUGGAGCAAUACAUCACUCUGACCUCUGACCCUUAAACUUGUGUGUCAGUGCAGAGACUCGGUCCUUUAAAGAGGAGGCUGUGCUUUUACACUUUAUUAGGAUAAAUCCUCUAGUCAUUAUAGAGAAAUCCAAAAACAUAUCAUGAAAUUAGAUUAUUAAACAUAAUUUUAACCAAUAAAAAAUUAUUUGCAAGCAGCUGUACUUAAAAUAACCAAGCACUUUUUUUAUAAUAAAUAACAUUGUGUUUGUUCUCCUUAAUAAUGCCAAAAACACACAGCAUCGUCAGUUCAGUCUAACCAAUUUUGCGUAUUAACUGUGUGUUAUUAAUGUUCAUAACUAUAACACCAAAUAUGAUCAAAGUAUGACAUUGUGUUAUUUCUCAUUCGUUUGUGUACUUGGAUUCAUGUACAUGAUAGACAACUUGUGUUAUUAAUGUAGUGCAUUCGUGCAUCACAUCACUGAGAUCUCGUGUUGCUGAAACUGAAAAGCAUUCAUUUGAAUUUGAUUGUGUGAUACUAGAACGUAAGGGAGAUGGAUGUCACUAACAAAGUUAAUUUUAGACAAACAUAUUGAAACUAAAGCACAUUUAUAAUCACACCGGCUGUUAUUGUCUUGUGUAUUUAUUAGCUUUAGGUUCCAGCACUACAUCAUGGUUUCAGGUAGAAAUAAUAAACGUGUUUGAGUGUUUUAAACAUGCUUUUGGGGGGGAAGCCUUUAUUUUUUAUUUUGCAAACAUUUUCUUUUAAAUAGAUGCAUAUUGCAAAAGUUUCAUGCUUGCUGCUAUAAAUAUCAUAAUAUAGAUUGAAAAUAUUACUCUUCUAGUAAUCUUCCUAGUAUUGAUUUCUACUAAUAUGGAAGAUCACAUUAAUCCAGUUGUAAUAACACACAAAAUUGCGUUUAAAAGACUUAAGUGGGACCAAGAGUGUUUUAUUUGUAUCGUCCUUCAAGGGUUUUCUGUUUAUUCCUCAGCAUCAUCGCUGGAUUAUCUGAUUGUAUUCGACUGAAUGACUCUAAUGGGCUUUUCUCUUGGGUAGCUGUUGCUUCUGUUAUUACUGUGUACUGAAAGACAAAUACAAAUAUUUGGUUUCUUUGUAUGUCAGAUGUCUAAUAAAGCACACAACACAGUC